This is a messenger RNA of Meloidogyne enterolobii, 1821 nucleotides long. NCBI's taxonomy places the organism in Eukaryota, Metazoa, Nematoda, Chromadorea, Rhabditida, Meloidogynidae. The record is from the annotation of a GenBank genome assembly.
AUGUCCAUUUUUCGCCUUCUUUUAAUAAUUUUAUUUUUGUUAAUUUCAACAUUUGCUUCCCAACAAAAUUUAAAUAAUUCUAAACAAACAAAACGACAACUAAAAAUACUUGUAUAUUCACCUACUUUAAGCUGGAGUCAUGCUCAAUUUUUAGGGAAAAUUGCAGACACAUUAGUUGAUGCUGGCCAUGAAGUGCAUUUUCUAAAAUUUGUCAUGGACUUGGAUCUCAAAUAUAAAAACGAAACAUCUCGUGUAAAUCCAGCAUAUAAAUAUAUUGUUGAACCAACCUCAGAAAAUGCUGAAUUGUUGGAUGUUAAGAAGAAUUCAUUAGUUACAGAUUCUUUUGCAAACAGGAGACCUUUCCUAACCUUAUUUGGGCAUCAAAACGAUCCCAUUGGACCUAUGUUUGUAACUGCAUGUAAAGAGAUAUCAGUUCUGAUUCUCGUCGACCCUUCCUGUCCUGUCUCAAAUUUAAUCAUUAUAGAAACAAUCAAAGAACGCAAAUUGCUUCAAAAAUUAGAGGAAGAACAUUUUGAUGUUGGAAUAGGGGAAAAUUAUGAUCAUUGUGCUGCAGCUAUUUUCCACAAGAUUGGUGUACGUGUACAGAUUACAGCUUACGCUGUUCAAUUACUUCAUUGGAUUGCUCGAAAAUAUGAUAUUCCAACAUUUUCUAGCUACGUACCAAGUUUGUAUAUUAAACAAAAAUUAUUUCUAAAUCAAUUCUCAGAUAAUUUUGCACCAAGAUUAGGACUAGAAUCAUUCCAUAAUAGACUAAUAAAUUUUUACAAUGACUUUUACGAGUGGAUUUGGAUGCAUGAUCAUUUUAAACGACUACAAGAUCCCAUUAUUCGUGCAGAAUUUGGUGAAGAUUUUUUAGAUUUGAAUGUACUUCUUAAAAAAUCGUCUCUAGUAUUUAUCAACACAAAUCCAUUUAUAGACUUUCCUAGACCUAUUUCAAAUAAAAUCGUUUAUAUUGGGGGGCUUGUGCAAGAUUCAGCUCCUCCAGACAUCAAAAUACUUGAUAAAAGAACUGAAAAUAUAUUGGAUGAAGCUAGAGGAGGCGCUAUACUUUUUUCUUUUGGUUCAAUUACUGAUACUACAAAAAUUACAAAUAAUAUGAGAAAUUCAAUUUUAAAAGCAUUUAAACGGUUUCCUAAUGUUCAUUUCAUUUGGAAGUUGGAUCAGGAAACAAUAAAAAAUCAGUCAGAAUUGCUUAAAUCGUUUCCGAAUGUUUAUGCUUUUGAGUGGAUUCGCCAAACUGCAAUUUUAGCCCAUCCCAACCUUCGUGCAUUUAUCUCUCAUUGCGGCCAAAACAGUUUGACCGAGUCUGUAACCGCAGGCGUUCCAGUUAUUGGACUUCCUCUUUUUGCUGACCAAUUUUACAAUGCCGAUGUUGCUCAGAAGCUUGGUUUUGGAUUACAAAUUGAUGUUAAUGAUUUAAAUGGACCGAAUGCUGAAAGUAUAUUAUCUGAAACGAUAGAAAAGAUCCUCACAGACCCAUCAUUUCGUCAAAAAGCCCAAAUUAUAGCCAAAAAAGUUCAAUUAACUCCAUUUAAUCCAAAAGAAAGACUUGUAAAAUGGGUAGAAUUUGCAGCAGAAUUUAGCGAUUUAUCAGAACUUGAUUUACCGGGAGCUAAGGAAAUGAAUUGGGUUGUCUAUUAUUCAAUUGAUGUAAUUCUCUUCUCCAUUGUUUUUGUGUUUAUUUUAUUUUGGGUUGUAUGGAAAGUUUUAAAGAGGAUUUUAAUGGGACUAACUUCAAUCUAUUACUGCUCUACAUUUUCGAAAAACUCAAAGUUAGAGGAAAGAAGGAAACAAAAAUAA